AGGGAACGAAGGGAACGAGGAUAUCUUUAGACACAUCAACGUUUAUGACUGCAAAAGAAUGAUGCGACUUUUCAGAGUUGUGUUGCAUGUUGCUUUCCUAGUUAUUGUAAGUAGUAGACCACCUAAAGAUAUUGUGGCAAGAGAUGUGGUCCUCAUGGAUAUGGAUGCAGAACAGGGAGAAAAACCACGUCUUUCAGUUGACAAGCUUGUCCCACCUGAUCAUCUCGAUGCUGUACGCUUAGAACAGGACGGACAUAUCAACAAGGACUUCCACAAAGAAGCGUUUCUCGGUAAUCACGAGGAGAUUGAUGACGAUCCUGCACCUGUUGCUGAAUCAAAACUACGUGAUAUCUUCAAAAAAGUUGACACCAAUGGAGAUGGCCAUAUGGAUGUGGAUGAGAUGCAAAAGUGGAUAUUGAUUAAGAUCAAUGAACAUUUUAAGGAAUCAGUGGAAGAGAAUGCCCACAUAUUCAGACACAUGGAUCCUGAAAAGAAAGGUUACAUUGAAUGGAAGGAAUACUACAGACAUUUCCUGUUGGCCAAAGGUUACGAAGAUUCUAAAGCUUCUAAACAUAUAGAAGACUAUGACACCAUUGAUAUGAAGGAUGAUGAAAGGGAAUCACUGGUGAGGUACAAGUUCAGAUGGACAGAUGCUGACCAAGACAGUAACAACAAAUUAACAGAGGAAGAGUUCCUGGCAUUCCGUCACCCCGAACAGAGCAAGAUCACAAUGAAUAACAUGUUAGAGACCAUCCUCAAUGGACUGGAUGUUGAUAAAGAUGAUAUGCUGACAGAGGAGGAAUUCUGUGCCCUUCCUCCUGGGGAAGUGGUAGGGGAAGAACAGAAGGAGAUGGACAGAAAGUGGCAGGAAGAGAGGCGUGAUGAGUUUAGGAAUUCUAUUGACAAAAACGGAGACAAAAAGGCAGAUAAAGAAGAACUUUUAGUGUAUGUCGACCCCAGAAAUCCAGAUCAAGCCAGGUCUGAAACUCAAAACCUUAUCAGCAUGCUUGACGAGAACAAGGAUGGACUCAUCUCUGUGGAGGAAAUGAUGUCCAACAGGGACAUCUUUGUCAGUAGUAAAUGUGUUGAUGUGAAACGGGUCCUUCAUGAUGAAUUCUAAAUUUGGAUAUUUGUUACAGUUUUGAAUCAGGCACUCAAAAAAGAGGAUCCAUCUUUGACAGAUUUAAAGGAUUGAUAAAAAUAAUACUUUAGGGACUUAGCUAAUGUUGAUAUUUGAAUUUGAAUUUUUCAAGCUGAAAACACUCAAAUUAGACUAAGUUGAGGGAUUUGAACCCUAAAAUUUGAUAAAAAUAAUUCCCUAGAGAUUUAGAAUCUGAAUCUAAUUCCAUCAUAUCCAGUAUAGCGGGGCAAAUUAUUUCACACUUUACCUUGUACGAAAAUAUUGGCUUUGUAGAUAAUGUAUGUUACCAGUAUGGAUCUCUUCCUUAAAUGGUUUUCAAAAUGUAAUGACAUUAGGUAAUGUUUCAUAUCAAUAUUAGAUUGACCUGUGAGGCAGGUGUUUAUGUGUGAAGUUUUUAAGCAUUUAAAAUGGUAUUUCAGUUAUUGCUGUAGAAAUCUAAAUUAAUUUCAAAAUGACAAGACCUCAAGAUAAAACAUAAACAUAAAAAAGUGAUUUUAUUUUCCUGAAUAUUUUGACAUUUAAGCACUGAAAUAUAACACCAUUGUAUAUCAUUUUUUGUAGUGGGUGUUUUUGUUUAUUAUGACAAUUUUAUGUAAUCAAUUGUAUAUAGUACAGCAGGUGCUAUGUAGAGGGAAUUUUUUUUUCCUUGAAUAAAAAAUAUAAGAGUUGUAAUAGUUUUCUCAGUUAACUUACAUGUUUGUUAUCGAUGAAGAUUUUUUAUUAUCAGUAUUUAGUCUUUAUAUAGAUCGCUGAAUUUAUUCCCAUAAAGAAUUAUCUCCCCUUAGUUAACUGAUGUUAUACUUACCUAACGAGACUUGGGUUGCUUUUGCGUAAGAAGUUGAAACAGUUUGACUGGUUAAACCUGCAAAAAAAUGCCAGGUACAGAUCAGGAUCGAGGCUGGACAGCAGAAUAAUUGGCAGAUUGAAGGGUCCAGCCAUACCUGUCUGAAACUAAAUCGUUGAAUAUCUAUAGUUCAGAUUUUCAGCAUAAUGUAGGGUCAAUGCUCUCACAUACUUCCAGAAGCAUGUUGCUAUUAAGUAUAAGUGAAAUAGAUGGUACCUUAAUUUUAGUUAACUGAUUAGGAAAUUACAAAACUUUACGUAAAGCAGGACCAACAUCCAGGACAUGUGAGAAUAUUUCUAGACCCCUUCAACUGGGUUACCCUAAAGCGGCCUGAGGAAUGUGUUGUUGGUUUUUUUAAAUUAAUAUGCUUUAUAACACUUUAUCACAGCCAAUGCUUUGAAGUUUUAACUGCAUGUGAAUUAGCUGUUUUAGUUGUCAUACAAGGGUUAUUCUGGUAUGUUUACAUUUAAAACGAUCUUACAGCUGUCAGAUUAUUUCCCCAGGUGGUGUACCAAAUCUUAGGUCAUUUUGAAAUAUCGAUGUGAACUUGUGAAUCAUUGUAUAUAGCUCUGGAAAUCAAAUCAUAUUAUCAAACAUUCCAAAUAUUGUUUGCCACUGUGUGCAAUUCAUGAUAUACUUGUAGAUGUCAUUAGUCAUUAUUUCUUCAUGGUAGAAAUAGCUGGAGCUGUAAAUUCAUUUAUCAUAUUUCUUUCAUAAGAAAUUUUUUAUUUUCCAUCUCUCAGUUUAAGUGAAUUUUGAUCUCGAAAAUUUCUGUAUUUACAAUAUCUAGGUUGUUAAGAAUUUUGUUCUAACAUAUAUGAAUUUAUAAUUUCAAACAAGGCAAUUCAUUAAAUAGUCACUGUACCACAUUAUUUCCUAUUAGAUAAGAUGAUAUUUUAAAACAUCACAAAUAGACUGUUAUUCAUCAACAAAAUAAAUCAGGCAAAUUUUAGUCUCAUCAAAACUCCAAAUUUGCAAACUGGAGAAUUUAGAAAAGGCAUCUUAUUAUGUUAGCAAAAUGUACACACUCCAGUUAUGGGAUAGUUGAAACACAGUAACAUUUGUUAUAGACUGAACACCAAGGGUAUGUAAUGAUACUCUUCACCAGAAAUCAUCCAAAAUAAUUUUUUAAUAGAGCUGGUCGUAUUUUGCUGCAAUGGUGAUCAAUGGUGAUAAAGUGUCAUUAUACAAUGUGUAGUUAAAAUGAUUGGAACCAUCUUAAAAUGUUUUAAGCUGUUACAGACAGAGGGUAUUUAUAUAUAUAUUAUUACUAAAGCAGGUUUGACAAAGCACUUACCAUAUUUGUAAAGGCAAUAAGAUGAAGGGAAAAUUAUUUCAAACUCGGAUUAGGAAACUGGGCUUAUUACAGGAGGUUUAUCAACGUUUGUUGGCAUUUCUGCUGAGACUGUGAUAGAUGUGGACAGGCUUAUUAACAGACGUGGGCUUAUUGUGCUGAUAAACAUACAGUAUUGUAGGAGACAUGUUAUUAAUACUAUUGGAGCCUGAAAAACAGAUAUGUCGAUUAUGGCAAUCCUAACUGGUGGAGUUUGAUUUUGCAUUUGAUUUUCGAAAGCUUUUCUUUAUUCGUUUUUUAAACUUUUAUUUUCUGUGUGGAUGAAAUUUGAUUUAACAUUUACUGUUACCCAACUUUGUGACUGUAUCGAUUUGAAUUGUACUCCAGCUGAUCUGAAAAAGAUUUUCAAAUUUACUUGUAACCCUAUUUUGUACUUACUAGAGGUGGCCCUGAUUUUAGUGAUAGCAAAUGUAGUUCAUCAUAAAGAUUAUUCAUUAUUAAUAUAUGUAUUAAAAGUGAGAUUGUUCUUUCUGAAAGAUUUUGUUGAGUUAAGAAAAGAAAUACUCAGAACCGAAAUGGUAUAUGUUAUACAUUGUAUUGAGCAAUAGUAUGACAGUCAGGAUGUUAAUCACUCGCUACAGACAUUCCCACAACACCUACCGUUUCAGGGAUUUGAAUGAUAGAAAUAGUCCGUGAAAAUCAUUAAGUCAAAUUAUUCUAUUGUCAGAUAUAACUGGAUUGAUAAUUUUGUCUUUUAGUAAUGCUGAGUUAUCUGCCCUUGUGAGCAGGUUUUCAUUGUUGCAUUAUUUGUUUGUAAGAGUAACAUCGUGAGAUAAUGACGUAAUUUUCUUGAUAAACUAUUGACACAAUAGUCGGUACCUGGUUACAAGAGCAGAUAACUCUGCAUUAUGAAAAGAUGGAAUAGGGUUGUUGCAGUUCAAAAUUUGACCAUUGGAAUCAGAUUUAGAAUUAACAAAUCUGCAAGGGUCGUGUAAAUACAUGAUUUGCAUGACCUCUAUGAGUACCAAAAACAACAACAAAAACAAUAAAUAAACAAAAAAAACAAAACUGAUUUUAUUUGACUUUUAAGAGCUGUAAUGAUAAUUAUGACAAAACAUAUAUUAAGUUUCUGCACUGAUAAGUACAGUGUCAAAAUUUAAUAUUAAAAUUUCAGAUUUAAAGGCAGUGUUGAUGAGAUUGUUGAGUUUUACUUAAUAUCAGUUUAAUCAUUGUUGUGUAAUGUUUACUUAGAGUUGGUUAGCUCACACUCUCUAUAUCUGUAUCACCUAUUUUAUUUCCCAGAAAUGGCCAGCAACUCCCUCUACAGACACUGAAGUAAAAGUAAUAUCUAUUUAUUGCAAUGCCAAUAGUUGGAUUUGUAUCUGGACCUCUGGCUUACAAAGCUUAUAUUGAUAACACUAAACCAGUUGAGCGAAAGGGAAGUUCUCUCUAGCUGUUGUUAGUAAAACUGCUGUAAAUACUUGCAAAAAAUGUGUUUUUUUUCUCAAGUGAAUCGAAGUCAGAAAUUUGCUUGAGGUUUUUAGAUAACUUCUGCUAUAUUUUCCAAAUUUUUGCCAGCAAACUUCUGUAUAAUUCAAAUUUUUAAAAAAAAAGGCUCAUGUUUUUUAGGGGUUUUAAGGACAAAUACUUCAAAUAUAGUUUUAUAUAUCAUGUCUUUUUGUGAUGUUCAUCAUCGGUAGAUUUUAUGUUUUAUGUAAGUUUUUAAUGAUCAAAAUGUUGAUUUGUUGUACAUAUAUAUGAACUGUUAUUUAUUGCUCUGGUGAAAUAUUUUGUGAUAAUGAUGUAAACAAAACUAUGUGUUGAUUCAUUCUAUUAGUGUAAAGGAUUUUUCAUAUAUCUCUGCACUUAUGCUUUAUUGUAUAUUUUCUCAGUGUGAAAUACAUAUUUCAUCAGAAUUGUAAGGUUUACUCAAUAACUAAGUGUUCAGUUCAGCACUUUUCUUGGUUUGGCUUAUCAAUGAAAUAAUAUCUUCUCCAGUAUAUUGGGUCGUUGGGAAGAUUGUCCAGGAUGAUUUAUGUUGAAAAUUAGAAGGAUGUACCCAAGUCUUGUAUGUGAUACUAGAAAAAAAAUACUAGAGCAAUGAAAAAUGAAGAGCUAAAAAUCUUUUCUUGAAUGUAAGAUGAAAGAGAAGGCUGCACCAAAGAGAAGAAUUUGACAAAAAGUCUUUUUAUAGAAUACUCUUGUUUGGGAUAUUAGAUAUUAAAUAGAAGACUUAUUCCAAAUCUUUUCUAAGAUGCUAGAAAAAAGAAUAUUAGACAUAGAAUAUGGGAUAUGAGACAUUAAAUAGAGAACUUAUUCCAAAUAUUUUCUAGGAUGCCAGAAAAAAGAAUAUUAGACAUAGAAUAUGGGAUAUGAGACAUUAAAUAGAAGACUUAUUCCAAAUCUUUUCUAGGAUGCUAGAAAAAAAAAGAAUAUUAGACAAAGAAUAUUCUUCACUGGGAUAUGAGACAUUAAAUAGAAGACUUAUUCCAAAUCUUUUCUAGGAUGCUAGAAAAAAAAGAAUAUUAGACAAAGAGCACUCAAACUCUUUUAAUUAAUUCAGACAAAAGUGAAUUGUGUACUCAAAAUUUUGUCUUUGAUAGUAGAAAAAUCAGAUACUAGACAAAAGGAAGGGAUAUACCAUAAAUGUUUCCUUGGAUACGAGAAAAAAUAGGAUAUAAGACAAUAGAGAGGAGUGUUCCUAAAAUCAAUUUUAGAAAGCCAGACUGAAGUUCAGAGAAGGGUGUAUCCAAGAAAAUAAAAUAAAUAGCAUUAGAUCACGAUAAAUGAAAGAGGACACCAAUCCUAUUUAUUUUGGAACAUGAAUAAAGGAUAAAUUUACGGAAGAUUUAGUAGCAAAUAAACGUAUCAUCAGCAAAAUAAUGGUGAAUGUGAUGAAAAAUGAAGUAAAUAAAGUAAGUAUUUGAGUAGGUAAAGAAAAAAUAGAGUUUGAAUGCAUUUCUAAAUAAAUUAAUUACGUAUACAAAUAUGUUGAUAAUCAGGAGGGAAUUUCAAAUAGGUUUUCUUUUUAUGAUAUGUUUGUCUGAAAUGUGUCUCAUUUUAAGAUUGUUUUUAUGUUACAACAUGCUCCUUUUAUAAUUUCACAUUGCUAUGGUGGAAGGUGGAAUAGAGCACCAUAAAUAAUGUUAUAUUGUAUUAAGGUUUUUAAUGUGUCUUUAGUAUACGUUAGUGCACAUGUCUUACACGGAUCUAAAUGUUUAAAAUACUAAGUUGUUUGAUCAAAUAAAAAUGUUUGUCUUGUUUUUCA
Molecule: messenger RNA, 6547 nt
Organism: Ylistrum balloti
Lineage: Eukaryota; Metazoa; Mollusca; Bivalvia; Pectinida; Pectinidae
Product: 45 kDa calcium-binding protein-like
Exons: 6
Coding region: 59-1120 (353 amino acids)
Biological process (GO): calcium-ion regulated exocytosis
Cellular component (GO): endoplasmic reticulum
Molecular function (GO): calcium ion binding
Source: RefSeq, a predicted model, not a curated record